Molecule: messenger RNA, 330 nt
Organism: Toxoplasma gondii ME49
Lineage: Eukaryota; Apicomplexa; Conoidasida; Eucoccidiorida; Sarcocystidae
Exons: 4
Coding region: 1-330 (109 amino acids)
Source: RefSeq, a predicted model, not a curated record
AUGCUCAAUGAGGCUCGUGUCUUUCAACAGAGCUUUUUCUUCUUUUUCUUCGGCCUGCGUCAUGGGUGCUUGGCGGACGAGAACGGCUGCAGCAAAGUUUUCUUCUUCGACGAAUUUCUUCUUUGCACGAGACAGAAGGCUUCGCUUCUCCUCCAGAUUUCAGCUCUCGUCAACGCAUUUCACUUGGAUGCCAGAACCUGUACCCCCAGAGGAAAAACGGCGUCUGUCCAAGCCCAGGACUCCCGUUGUGCAAUGUGUGACGGGAUGGCGAGAGUUUCCUUUCGGCUUACGGAGGCGCGAGCGGAGGCGGGGCGUGGCGAGAGAGAAUGA